Drosophila serrata is the source of this 2058-nucleotide messenger RNA. It is a transcript of the gene Mkk4, whose product is annotated as dual specificity mitogen-activated protein kinase kinase 4. Gene Ontology annotation, molecular function: JUN kinase kinase activity; ATP binding. The record is from RefSeq and is a predicted model, not a curated record. Lineage: Eukaryota; Metazoa; Arthropoda; Insecta; Diptera; Drosophilidae. Gene Ontology annotation, biological process: protein phosphorylation; MAPK cascade.
AUGCAUAAAUCGACCGAAAAUUUGUUCGCAACCGGACCCAGCCGUUCUCGCGAUCCCCCGGAUCAACUUAGCCUGAACAACCUCAGUAUCCGCCAUCCGCCCUCGUCCACCUCGUCGACCUCGUCGGGCUCCACAUCCUCGGGCUCAAGUUCCUCAUCGCAGCAUAAUAAUGUGUCUCGCUGCUUUGGUGCCCAGCAGCCACUACAGCCACCGCCGCCGAUGACUGCAGCUCCACUGGCCUCAAGCAGCAGCAGUAAUAACAGCUCGGCGGCCGACCGUCAUCGCGAGCGGAUACGCCAGCAGGCCUGUGGCAAGCUACAGUUUGGCGAGGGUCCUGCCAACACGCAUCAUUUCACAUCGGAUGAUCUCGAGGACGAGGGAGAAAUUGGUCGCGGUGCCUUCGGGGCUGUUAACAAAAUGAUAUUUAAGAAGCUUGACAAGGUAAUGGCGGUCAAGCGCAUUCGCUCCACCGUAGACGAAAAGGAGCAGAAGCAGCUUCUCAUGGAUCUCGAGGUGGUCAUGAAGUCCAACGAGUGCAUCUAUAUAGUUCAGUUCUAUGGGGCGCUCUUCAAGGAGGGCGACUGCUGGAUCUGCAUGGAGCUUAUGGACACAUCGCUGGACAAGUUCUACAAGUAUAUAUACGAGAAGCAGCAGCGCCACAUACCCGAGUCCAUUCUGGCCAAGAUCACGGUGGCAACAGUGAACGCUCUCAACUAUCUGAAAGAGGAACUAAAAAUCAUUCAUCGGGAUGUAAAGCCAAGCAAUAUCUUGCUUCACCGUCGUGGAGACAUUAAACUGUGUGAUUUCGGUAUUUCGGGUCAGUUGGUUGACUCGAUCGCCAAAACUAAGGAUGCGGGCUGUAGGCCCUACAUGGCGCCCGAACGCAUAGAUCCGGAGCGGGCCAAGGGCUAUGAUGUACGCAGCGAUGUUUGGUCCUUGGGAAUCACUUUAAUGGAGGUCGCGACAGGCACAUUCCCGUAUCGUAAAUGGGACUCUGUAUUCGAGCAGUUGUGUCAGGUUGUUCAGGGCGAACCGCCCCGACUUUUAACUUCCUACAAUGGCAUGGAGUUCUCCAAAGAGUUUGUCGACUUUGUAAACACUUGCCUGAUUAAAAAGGAGAGCGAUCGACCGAAAUACAGCCGGCUGCUGGAGAUGCCCUUCAUCCGGCGCGGAGAGACAAGUCAUACCGAUGUGGCUGUGUAUGUGGCCGAUAUACUAGAGUCCAUGGAGAAAGACGGAAUCACACAGUUCACGGCGAACCAGCAGGCGGAGAGUUAAUUACUUUGCGUUAAAAGGGAGCAAGCCAUAAAUUAACUAAGAAUCAGUAAAAAGAAAAAAGCAAACUAAGUCGAAGCAAAGGAAGGAGAAAAUUUAAAUUGUUGUAUACUUUGUAGCAUUUCGUAGAAAACAUAGCGCGUAUUUUGUUAAACAGAAAUACAAAACUAAGCGAAACGUAUGUAAAAUGAUAGAAGGCAAAGUAUGUAAAGUUCAAAUACCCAAAAAGGCCCUUUGUAAUUGAAUUUUUUUUAGUAUGUGCGGCUUUGUGCGCAUAAUUUGCGUUAUGAUUAAAUUUCCAUUUAUAUUUUUUAUAGAAGCUGGAGAGCGGUGGAGCGUAGUCAGAGAUUUCGCCCAAAGCUUCACCGCAGCCUGCUAAUGCUUCUUAUGUUCAGCCAAAACAAGCAUUUUAUAAUGUUUUUUAAUGAUUCCCGACCAAUUGGUGAUGCAUUUUGUGGAGAAAAAUAGCACCCACAAGCGAAACUUAAGCAAUAUUUUAAACAAAUAGUUCAAGGUUAACUACCAAUACAAACUAACUACAACAUUGACACGUGUUUGCGGAGCGUGGGAAAUAGUUCAACAAAAACAAUUCAAUUAUACAUUAUUUAUUAAAACGAUUUUUGUAAUCCUAUUAGACUUUUGAAUUUGCAUACGAAAAUGAUUGUGAAAAGCUUUAAAUAAUUGCCAAGCGGCUGAGAUGUUUGAAUUAUAGUAGAAAUUAUUGCAGGAAAAAUGCAACUUAAUCCCAUAAUAUGUAAUAAUUAACCACAAAACCGACACACA